Melanotaenia boesemani (Boeseman's rainbowfish) is the source of this 1202-nucleotide messenger RNA. Its product is annotated as olfactory receptor 10J4-like. Gene Ontology annotation, cellular component: membrane. The transcript has a single exon. The record is from RefSeq and is a predicted model, not a curated record. Gene Ontology annotation, biological process: G protein-coupled receptor signaling pathway. Bases 104 to 1048 code for a protein of 314 amino acids. Gene Ontology annotation, molecular function: G protein-coupled receptor activity; olfactory receptor activity. NCBI's taxonomy places the organism in Eukaryota, Metazoa, Chordata, Actinopteri, Atheriniformes, Melanotaeniidae.
ACGUCAUGAGUCAGCUGAUCUUCAGGGAUAAAAGAAGCUGAUGAUGAUCUUUGUGGAGCAGAUGCGUGGCUCGCUCUGCUCUUCUUUAUGACUCCUGAAGAUCAUGAUGAACUCCACGCAGGUGUCAUAUUUCACUCUGAGUGCCUACCUGGACGCCGACCUGUUCAGAUAUGUGUAUUUCACCGUCAUCAUGUGUGUGUAUGGUUUUAUAAUCGGUGCCAACGUGCUGCUGAUGGUGCUGAUCUGUGUGAACAGGAGCUUACAUGAACCUAUGUACAUGUUCCUGUGCAGCCUGUUUGUAAAUGAGCUGUAUGGUAGUACAGGCUUGUUUCCGUUCCUGCUGGUCCAGAUCCUCUCUGACCUCCACACGGUUUCUGUUCCUCUCUGCUUCCUGCAGGUCUUCUGUGUUUAUACGUAUGGGAGUGUUGAGGUGUUAAACCUGGCUGUCAUGUCUUACGACAGGUACCUGGCCAUCUGCUUUCCUCUGCAGUACAGCUCCCUGAUGACGGCUGGAAAGGUUUUCCUGCUCAUCGCUCUGAGCUGGCUCAUCCCUUUUCUUGCGAUUGUGGUUCUGGUUUCUCUGAGUGCUCGACUGCAGCUGUGUGGGAACAUCAUCCCCAGAGUUUACUGUGGAAACUUCUCCAUCGUUAAACUGAGCUGCUCCGACACCAGCGUUAAUAACAUUUACGGACUCAUUUACACCGUCCUCUCCCUCAUGAUUCCUCUCAUUUUAAUCCUUUACACCUACAUUCAGAUCCUUCACGUCUGUUUCUCCGGGUCCAAGCAGACGCGACAGAAAGCCAUCAGCACCUGCACGCCUCACCUGGCCUCCAUCUUGAACUUUUGCUUCGGCAGCUGUUUUCAGAUUCUCCAGAGCAGGUUUGAUCUGAGCCGCAUGCCGUUAGUGCUGGGAAUAUUUCUGUCUCUGUACUUCCUGACGUUCCAGCCGCUCCUCAACCCUCUGCUGUACGGGCUGAAAAUGAACAAGAUACGAGACGCCUGCAAACGUCUGACACGUGCAGAAAAAGUCGGGUUUCAGACGUCCUGAGUUCAUCUUGAUGCUGCUGUAGGGGGACGGUCAGCUGUUCCUCUGUGCAGGGAAAGUGGUUUCUAUCCCCGGAACAGCAGAUUCUGCACAUCUGAUCAGAUAAUUACAGGUUUUCACCCGACUCCUCCAGGACAGGCCUCCCUCCUCCCCCCGA